Messenger RNA from Triticum dicoccoides, 1213 nucleotides. RefSeq names its product peroxidase-like. Gene Ontology annotation, molecular function: heme binding; peroxidase activity. NCBI's taxonomy places the organism in Eukaryota, Viridiplantae, Streptophyta, Magnoliopsida, Poales, Poaceae. The record is from RefSeq and is a predicted model, not a curated record. The transcript has 3 exons. Bases 1 to 942 code for a protein of 313 amino acids. Gene Ontology annotation, biological process: response to oxidative stress; hydrogen peroxide catabolic process.
AUGGCCGCCUCUGCCUCUUGCAUUUCUCUGGUGGUGCUCGUGGCCCUGGCCACGGCGGCGUCGGCGCAGCUGUCCCCGACGUUCUACGAUUCGUCGUGCCCCGGGGCGCUGGCCGCCAUCAAGAGCGCCGUGACGGCCGCCGUGAGCAGCGACCCCCGCAUGGGCGCGUCGCUGCUCCGGCUGCACUUCCACGACUGCUUUGUCCAGGGCUGCGACGCCUCUGUUCUGCUGUCCGGCAACGAGCAGAACGCGGGUCCAAACGCGGGGUCGCUGAGGGGCUUCGGUGUCAUCGACGGCAUCAAGGCCCAGGUCGAGGCCGUGUGCAAGCAAACCGUCUCCUGCGCUGACAUCCUCGCCGUCGCCGCCCGCGACUCGGUCGUCGCCCUCGGAGGUUCGUCAUGGACAGUUCCUCUGGGGAGAAGGGACUCCACAGGUGCAAACGCGGGGCUGGCAAACAGCGACAUCCCAGGCCCGGGCUCCAGCCGGGCGCAGCUCGAGGCCGCGUUCCUCAAGAAGGGCCUGGACACGGUCGACAUGGUGGCCCUCUCCGGCGCACACACCAUCGGGCGGGCGCAGUGCAGCUCCUUCCGCUCUCGGAUCUACGGCGGCGACACCAACAUCAACGCCGCCUACGCGGCGUCGCUCCGGGCCAACUGCCCCCAGUCCGGCGGCAACGGCAACCUGGCGCCGCUGGACGCGACGACGCCCAACACCUUCGACAACGCAUACUACACGGACCUCCUGUCCCAGAAGGGGCUCAUGCACUCGGACCAGGUGCUGUUCAACGGCGACACUACCGACAACACGGUCCGGAACUUCGCGUCCAACCCGGCGGCGUUCAGCAGCGCCUUCACGACGGCCAUGAUCAAGAUGGGCAACAUCGCGCCGCUCACCGGGGCGCAGGGCCAGAUCAGGUUCAGCUGCUCCAAGGUGAACUCCUGAUUGACGUACACGUCGAUCGGCAGCUCGCCAGCACGACACACGUCAAUGAAUAAGUCCCCAGAAGCAGUAGUCAAGACCAAUUAUAGCACUUAGCAACCAGGUCAUGGCCUACUCGGUGCAUGCUGUGGUGCUUGAAGACCUCAAGUUUGAAAUGCGCGCCAGGUUUUCGAAGCCUGAGGUUCAGGCAUGCAGGAGAGAUGCAAACAGCGCCGCCCAUGCACUGGCUAAACUAGCGACUAGGCCUGCAACCUAAUGGUGCCCAUGCUUUAGA